Molecule: messenger RNA, 756 nt
Organism: Acaulospora morrowiae
Lineage: Eukaryota; Fungi; Glomeromycota; Glomeromycetes; Diversisporales; Acaulosporaceae
Source: the annotation of a GenBank genome assembly
AUGGCUCCAAGAAAAAAAAAGGCGAUUACCCAAUUACCUAAAACUUUGGCAUCCAAAACUUCAACACCAAACACUUUGAUUAAUAAAACCUCAUUUCCAGUUACUUAUUCUCUUAGUAACUUAUCAUCACAACAACAACCAUAUUCGGUGGCUACACGAUCAUUACAACAACCAUAUUCGGCAACACAAUUUUAUAUGGAUCCUUUAAUGUUAAAUAAAACAACAUCAAAUGAAACAAUUUCAUUUUCGCAACCCUUAUUUACUACUAGUCAAAAUCAAGAAAAUUUAUUGCCAUUCGGUCCUGUAGAUAUUGAAUCUAAUAUUUCUUCAACCGUUACUUCUGGCAAAUUAUCAAAUCAAUGGACUUCAUCUGAAACACGGUUACUUAUUGAAGAAGUAGAAAAACAGCAACAGGCAUUACAACAAGCAAAAGAUCCAAAAGAAAAAGGUCAAAUUUGGAAUAAAGUUAUUGCUAAUGUGCAAUCUUCUGAAAUUGCAAGCUUAGUUUUAAAAGAACGUACAAAAGCAUCAAUUCAACAAAAGUGGGAUUCACUUUUUCAAAAAUAUCGUGAUAUCAAAGAUAAGAUUGCAAGUACCGAUGAAGAAGCUAUUCAAAAUAAUUGGGAAUUCUUUGAUUAUAUGGAUGAAUAUUUAAAAAAAGAUCCAAGCGUUACUGCACCAAUUACAAGUGACUCAAUCUAUGGAAUUAAACGAAGAAGUAUUGAGGAUCACGAAGAAAAUGAGAAGAAAAGAUGA